CGAAACCCUAAAAACUAUCAAUAGGUUCAGACAUUCUGGCAACCCUACACCUGUCAGCUGUUACCAUACAAAAAUGUCCAAUUUGCGGCGCCAGGUUCUCAGUGCUUUCAAGAAGCUCCACCGUACACGACAAUACGUUUUCCAGGGGGAUGCCAAUGCCCUGGCGGCGGGACGACUAAAAAUAAACGAAUCUUUCCUGCAGAAUCGCAAUGAAAGCAGCGAGGAUGAGAUUCAAAAGAUGAUCAAGCUGGCGCAGGACGUAGAUUUGGAGCUGCGAACGAAUGUCAUCCAGGCCCAGAAAAAAGAGGACGGUGUUUAUGAACUGAGGAUCACGCCUGAGACAACGCGACUCGACAAUGUGGUAUUUAAUCCUGACGCAAUUAUCGAAAAACCGCGCAGGCAACGCGGCGACAAAAACACUGAAGGUUGCUGCGGUGGCGCUGCGAUGGCGGCGCUGGAAGCCGAAGUCCAGGCCCGCAACAAAUAGGAAUAUAUUUAAUAUUUAGCUGUAGUCAAGAUGGUUUUGUUCUGAUUAAUUACGUCGUUUAUCUUUAA
Drosophila mauritiana is the source of this 555-nucleotide messenger RNA. RefSeq names its product complex III assembly factor LYRM7. The record is from RefSeq and is a predicted model, not a curated record. Bases 74 to 487 code for a protein of 137 amino acids. Gene Ontology annotation, biological process: mitochondrial respiratory chain complex III assembly. The transcript has 4 exons. Lineage: Eukaryota; Metazoa; Arthropoda; Insecta; Diptera; Drosophilidae.